Manis javanica (Malayan pangolin) is the source of this 2298-nucleotide messenger RNA. The record is from RefSeq and is a predicted model, not a curated record. NCBI's taxonomy places the organism in Eukaryota, Metazoa, Chordata, Mammalia, Pholidota, Manidae.
AUGGUUUUUUGUGAAAGGAGUGGCUUUCUGGCUGAUCAAGCUGCAUGCUACAUUCAGGCAAUACAGUGGAUUUUGCACUAUUACUACCAUGGAGUUCAGUCCUGGAGCUGGUAUUAUCCCUACCAUUAUGCACCUUUCCUAUCUGAUAUACACAACAUCAGUACACUCAAAAUUCAUUUUGAACUAGGAAAACCUUUUAAACCAUUUGAACAACUUCUUGCUGUACUUCCAGCAGCUAGCAAAAAUUUACUUCCUACAUGCUACCAGCAUUUGAUGACCAGUGAAAAUUCACCAAUUCUGGAAUAUUACCCAACUGAUUUUAAAACUGACCUAAACGGGAAACAACAAGAAUGGGAAGCUGUGGUACUAAUACCUUUUAUUGAUGAGGCAACAGGUGGCUUUCUGGCUGAUCAAGCUGCAUGCUACAUUCAGGCAAUACAGUGGAUUUUGCACUAUUACUACCAUGGAGUUCAGUCCUGGAGCUGGUAUUAUCCCUACCAUUAUGCACCUUUCCUAUCUGAUAUACACAACAUCAGUACACUCAAAAUUCAUUUUGAACUAGGAAAACCUUUUAAACCAUUUGAACAACUUCUUGCUGUACUUCCAGCAGCUAGCAAAAAUUUACUUCCUACAUGCUACCAGCAUUUGAUGACCAGUGAAAAUUCACCAAUUCUGGAAUAUUACCCAACUGAUUUUAAAACUGACCUAAACGGGAAACAACAAGAAUGGGAAGCUGUGGUACUAAUACCUUUUAUUGAUGAGAAGCGAUUAUUGGAAGCUAUGGAGACAUGUAAUGACUCCCUCAAAAAUGAAGAGAGGAAAAGAAACCAACACAGUGAGUGCCUAAUGUGCUGGUAUGAUAGAGACAUACAGUUCACCUACCCCUCUCCAUGGCCAGAAAAGUUUCCUGCCAUAGAACGAUGUUGCACAAGGUAUAAAAUAAUAUCACUAGAUGCUUGGCGUGUAGACAUAAGCAAGAACAAAAUAACCAGGGUUGAUCAGAAGGCAUUAUAUUUCUGUGGAUUUCCUACAUUGAAACACAUCAAACACAAAUUUUUUUUGAAGAAAAAUGGGGUUCAAGUAUUCCAGCAAAGUAGUCGUGGAGAAAACAUGAUGUUGGAAAUCUUAGUGAAUGCAGAAACAGAUGAGCUUAGUAUAGAAAAUGUAGCUUCAUCAGUGCUUGGAAAAUCUGUUUUUGUUAAUUGGCCUCAUCUUGAAGAAGCUAGAGUUGUUGGUAUAUCAGACGGAGAAACUAAGUUUUACCUGGAAGAACCUCCAGGAACACAGAAACUUUAUUUGGGAAGAACUGCCCCACCAUGUAAAGUGGUCUGUCUUGGAGACAAAGAACAAUCUAACUGGACAAAAGAAGUACAAGGAAUUUCAGAAUACUACCUGAGAAGAAAAGGAAUAGUAAUAAAUGAAACAUCUGCAGUUAUAUAUGCUCAAUUACUCACAGGUCGUAAAUAUCAAAUAAAUCAAAAUGGUGAAGUUCGUCUAGAGAAACAAUGGUCAAAACAAGUUCUUCCUUUUGUUUAUCAAACUAUUGUCAAGGACAUCCAAGCUUUUCACUCCUGUUUCUCCAGUAUCAAAACAUUGGAUGAUUUGUUUCCUCCUAGAAGUAUGGUCUUUAUGCUGGGAACCCCCUAUUAUGGCUGCACUGGAGAAGUUCAGAAUUCAGAGGAUGUGAUUACAGAAGGUAGGAUUCGUGUCAUUUUCAGCAUUCCAUGUGAACCCAAUCUUGAUGCUUUAAUACAGAACCAGCAUAAAUAUUCUGUGAAGUACAAUCCAGGAUAUGUGUUGGCCAGUCGCCUUGGAGUGAGUGGAUACCUUGUUUCAAGGUUUACAGGAAGUAUUUUUAUUGGAAGAGGAUCUAGGAGAAACCCUCAUGGAGACCAUAAAGCAAAUGUGGGUUUGAACCUCAAAUUCAACAAAAAAAAUGAGGAGGUACCUGGAUAUACUAAGAAAGUUGGAAGUGAGUGGAUGUAUUCAUCUGCAGCAGAACAACUUCUUGCAGAAUACUUAGAGAGAGCUCCAGAACUAUUUAGUUAUAUAGCCAAAAAUAGCCAAGAGGAUGUGUUCUAUGAAGAUGACAUUUGGCCUGAAGAAAAUGAGAACGGUGCUGAGAAAGUUCAAGAAAUUAUUACUUGGCUAAAGGGGCAUCCUGUCAGUACUUUGUCUCGUUCUUCUUGUGAUUUACAAAUUCUGGAUACCGCUAUUGUUGAGAAAAUUGAGGAAGAAGUUGAAAAGUGCAAGGUACUAAUUUUCAAUACCAAGACUAUUGAUGAGGUUUAAUGUUAA